GACAGAGAAUCAGUGGAAACACUACUCCGGGAGCACGCCUUCCGUCACUCGCCAUUCCGGGCCCUAAUUGGCGCCGACUUAUCCCCACACGAUCAACAAGCGCUGGCCAACGCUGCAGCUAUGGGACGGAUACCCUGUGGUCAGGAUUUCUUACUGAUGGCCAGUCAGGCGGCGUUGGCCGCCCAGUGGGGUAAACUCGGUCCAAACUCAGCCGGUGGUGGUCCGCACCCGGGGGCCGGGGGUAUGCCUCCCACACCAUAUCCUACCAACCAAUCCAUAAACAACUUAAAUCUGGCCGAACUCUCAUCAAUGAUGGCCAGUAAUCCGGCGGCGAUGGCCAGCCUAUACUUCGGCAACAUUCCCAGACAAUUCAUGGCCGCUCCGGGCUUUUCAAUGAUGGGCCCGAGUCCGCCCACAUCCCAGGCCGGGCCACCACAGCCGCCCACAUCCACAGCCGCCCCGACCUCACAACUACAAGGACAACAGUCUCAACAGUCUCUGUCGCCCCACCACUCGCUGAACAGCCCUCCAGGCGGUGGUGGGACAGGUGGUCACUCUACGCCUGUUAGUAUGGCUGGAAUACAUCCCGCGUUUAUGGUGCCCACAAGUAUGGGCCCGAUGUCUGUGCCCGGCUUUCCCGGUGCGGGCGGUGUUGGCGGUGGUAUACACCCGGCGGCGGCCGCCUCUGCCCUAUACGCCUCCCUAAUGGUAUGUNGUGGUAUACACCCGGCGGCGGCCGCCUCAGCCCUAUACGCCUCCCGUAUGCAACUCAACCAUUUGUAUCAGAAUUUGAAUAAAUUUCACCCCUAUUUGCAAACACCCGGCAAUCGGUUUGUGUCACAGUUUGGUGUGAGUGGUAGUAAUGGUAUGUUUGCCACCGGAGGGCCCGGUAUGUUGGGUGGGGUCGGAGGUGGGGGUCAGGGUUUGCCCAACGGUAAGCUAGAGAUCGAUACCGACGACUCGCCUAACGAUUCAGUUCCUUCGCAAAUGUAA
Messenger RNA from Medioppia subpectinata, 993 nucleotides. The record is from the annotation of a GenBank genome assembly. Lineage: Eukaryota; Metazoa; Arthropoda; Arachnida; Sarcoptiformes; Oppiidae.